This is a messenger RNA of Closterium sp. Naga37s-1, 244 nucleotides long. Lineage: Eukaryota; Viridiplantae; Streptophyta; Zygnematophyceae; Desmidiales; Closteriaceae. The record is from the annotation of a GenBank genome assembly.
UGUGUUUGGACGGGUCACCCCCGGCCUACUACUUCCGCCCGGCCCAUGCAGGCGGCGCCCACAAGUGGUUCUUCCACUUCCAGGUCGCCCCCCUCUCCCCCCUUCCCCCCCCUCUCCCCCCUUCUCCCCCCUCUCCCCCCUUCUCCCCCCUCUCCCCCCUUCUCCCCCCUCUCCCCCCUUCCCCCCCCUCUCCCCCCUUCUCCCCCCUCUCCCCCCUUCUCCCCCCUCUCCCCCCUUCUGUUAG